AUGGCAAAAGUGGCAAGAGUGGACAUCAUACCUGCCACACUUAAACAAGACAGUCUGCCUCCACUGCCAGAAGAGGGGGAUCUAGAAUCGGAGGAAACACUUGCUCAACAAUGUCUACAAGUUAACCAACUCCAGUCAAAUCCAGCUACUAAUGGGCCUCCGAAUCCACCAGCAGGCUCUCAGAUUCCUAAUGGACCAAGUCAGAUUGGUGACGCGGCUCAAGUCAGACCUGCUGCUUGGACUACAGACCCUGAAGAGGCCACUCGCCUGCUGACGGAAAAAAGGAGACAAGCCCGACUCCAGAGAGAGAAGGAGGAAGAGGAACACAGACUGAAAAAGAGCAGAGAGGACCUGGCCCGUCGAAGAGUUGAAGAACGAGCCAGAGAGGAAGCAGAGGCUCUGAGACUGGAGGAGGAGAAGAGGAAGAGAGAGGAAGAAGAGCAAUUGAAGGCUCAAGAGGAGAAUGCUCGCAGACAGAAAGAGGAGGAAAACAGGCUUCAACAGCAGAGAGAGCAAGAGGCUCGUCAGAGAGUGCUGGCAGAGAAGCAGAGACUGGAAAGAGAGAGUCACUUCCAGAGAGAGGAGGCCGAACGCCAAGAGAGGAAAAAGCGCCUGGAAGAAAUCAUGAAAAGAACAAGACAGACAGACUCUGAUGACAAGAAAGCUGCAUCAGUGAAGGACAACUUGCCUUGUGAAAACGUAAAGUCUGUAAUCAGGCAACCAGAUCCAGGAAAAAUGCCAAAGCUGGAGCUGAGGGACGAGGAGGAUAUGCUUCCUACUGUGGCCUUCAAAGAGCGAUGGUCCUUCCGCAGUCUUUCUGGCCUGGAUGAGAUACAAGCCCAUCAGCAAACCGAGGUUAUUUAACCCACGGACCUGUCAUACGAUGCCAAGACGUUCAGAGCAACUUCAGCAAGUUUGUCUUUCUGAAAAACACAAACAUAUGCACUUGAUUUGCCUGCACUUUAAUAAAUCUGUAGUUUAAUAAACAAGUCACACUUUUUACAGUUUCCUACUGCCCAGUUAAAAUACCUAAAUUACUGCUUGAUUUGCUAAAGUGACAUGUAUUGUUCAUGUAUUGCUCAGUAGACAUAACUUUGGGAAUGUGGUAAGAUUCACAUAAUAAUAAUAUUAACAAUGAAAAUAAUAAUAAUACUUAAUGACAAAGGUAGACUACCCACCAAACAAAAACUUGAAUUAUUCAUUUUUAAGCUUUAAUUGAAUAUUUUAGCCAGUGUGUUUAUGGUGUUAUGGUUUCUCCUUGAAUGUCUGAGUGACAUAAUAGUCAUGGAUUUAUCAGUCUUUUUCAUAAAUAUACACAUGUAAACAGUAAUUCAUCUGCACGAAUGCAUACUGUACACUAC
Molecule: messenger RNA, 1361 nt
Organism: Sinocyclocheilus grahami
Lineage: Eukaryota; Metazoa; Chordata; Actinopteri; Cypriniformes; Cyprinidae
Product: ensconsin-like
Exons: 8
Coding region: 1-864 (287 amino acids)
Biological process (GO): microtubule cytoskeleton organization
Cellular component (GO): microtubule cytoskeleton
Source: RefSeq, a predicted model, not a curated record